Molecule: messenger RNA, 1823 nt
Organism: Gamsiella multidivaricata
Lineage: Eukaryota; Fungi; Mortierellomycota; Mortierellomycetes; Mortierellales; Mortierellaceae
Exons: 4
Coding region: 44-1747 (567 amino acids)
Molecular function (GO): RNA binding
Source: RefSeq, a predicted model, not a curated record
GCAACACUUUCAGCCAGUCAACAAGAUUACACGGACGAGCAGGAUGGCGUUGGGAGCAAAAGUGCAGGCGUCGAAACUGUCGCCUGUGGUGACCGAAGACAUGAUCAAGAAGUUGUUUGAAUUCAUCGGACCACUAGAUAAUCUCGUUCUCAUUCCCAGUCCGCUUGGAUCAGGAUUUGAGGCUAUUAUUGAGUACCGCGAAAAAGAUGCGGCCCUCACCGCAGUGCAUCUGACAGGAACCUUGUUUGGCGGGCGACCCUUGAUAGUGACCUUAAUGGAUGUAACCCUUCCUACAACACUUGCAGGAACAACACCAGCAGCCCGUCCGUUCACCAACCUCACGAUGCAACAACAACACGCCCAGCAGGCCUCUGCCCUUGGUGGUACGACACCUGGCGUAACUUCACAGAGCAACCCUAUGAUUCGUAUGGGCGCAACAAUCAACCAUCCGCAGUUCAAUGGCAUGGGUAUGGGCAUGGGCAUGGGUAUGGGCAUGGGGAUGAACAUGGGAAUAAAUAUGGGCAUGGGUAUGGGCAACCAGUUUCAACCCAUGUAUCCUAGCCCUCACAUGACUCUAUACAACCCCAAUAUCAUGCCACCACAAUACCACCAGUCCCGUUCUGCAGGCCAGCCAGUGGAUCUGGAUAAAGUCGAUACUAAAACCGUCUACGUCGGGAAUCUUCCACUGACGGUCACCUCGGAGCAGUUGGAGGAAGUCUUCCAAGACUGUGGUAAGGUUACACGAGUCAACAUUGCCGGAAAACCAACCCAUCCGACACGAUUUGCGUUCAUGGAUUUUGAAACCGUCGAAGGGGCUAAGAAGGCACUCUCAAGUACCGAUAAGAUGAUUGGCGACCGAACGUUGAGGGUUAAUUUGCCUCGACACAGUGGACCUCUACCGUUUAUGAUGCAGCAGGCGCAAAUGAUGCAACCAUCACUUCAGCUCCAGCAACAGCAACCCAUGGAUGCAACCCGUGCAAAAUACAGAAAAAUCCUGAUUGAUCUCGUUAACCGUGGAGGCGACCCAUCAUUGCGCAAGAAGCUUGAAGAACUGGAGGCGGGUGGUCCUCUUCCUGACUUGAGCGACAUUGCUGGACUCUCACCGGAUCUGGCUGCACUGACUGUCGAAGGAUUAUCUGGCAAGAAUGAACCAGCACAGCCACAGUCGGCUACCUCUCUCCUGGAAAAGCUAGUAUCGGCCUCGAGAAGACGAUCUCGGUCACGAAGCAGCACACGACGAAGAAGCCGCUCUCGCUCUAUUGACAGAGAUUAUUACAGAAGCAGCAGGAGAAGACGAUCCAGAUCACGCUCUGGAUCACGCUCUGGAUAUUCGCGCAGCUCCAGGGGAUACGAGGCGGACUAUGGGCGAUAUGAUUAUCGCGAUCGGGAGAGAGACUAUACUCGAAGUGAGCGCAGCAGGAGUCACAGAGACCUCAGUCGUGAUCGAGAACGAGAACGGGAUAGAGAUCGUGAAAGGCCUCGAGAGCGUGAGAGGGAAAGGGAUAGAGAUCGAGGCCGUGAACGAGAAAAGGACCGGGAGAGUGGGAGAGACAAAGAUCGCGACCGACAUCGUGAAUCUGAUCGCCAUCGUCACCGGGAACGAGAACCAGGGCGCACACGCUCCAAGACGCGCGAUGGAGAGGUGGCGGGUUCUGAACAGGACACGAGGAUGAAAAGUCCGCCAUUGGCUACAAAGUCGAAAUUAGAUACACAAGGCGAUGCGGACAAAGCCAAAGCCGAGCGAUAAGAAGGGAGUGCACCUCAAUUCAGAAAUGAUUAAAAACGAGGGACUUUGAUAUGCUCUACCCACAUUUAUUCAUUGU